GUAUCUAAUGCUCGUCGGGUGUACGUCGUUAAUGACGAAGUGCCUGACUCAUACGUGACAUGCUACCUUCGAGAUGAUGACAAGUGGUUGAACAAGCAUCCUGCCGCUCCCGCUGCCGCUCCCGCUGCCGCUCCCGCUGCCGCUCCCGCUGCCGCUCCCGCUGCCGCUCCCGCUGCCGCUCCCGCUGCCGCUCCCGCUGCCGCUCCCGCUGCCGCUCCCGCUGCCGCUCCCGCUGCCGCUCCCGCUGCCGCUCCCGCUGCCGCUCCCGCUGCCGCUCCCGCUGCCGCUCCCGCUGCCGCUCCCGCUGCCGCUCCCGCUGCCGCUCCCGCUGCCGCUCCCGCUGCCGCUCCCGCUGCCGCUCCCGCUGCCGCUCCCGCUGCCGCUCCGCUGCCCGCAAAAUUCGAGGCCGAGGCCUAA
This is a messenger RNA of Danaus chrysippus (African queen), 417 nucleotides long. NCBI's taxonomy places the organism in Eukaryota, Metazoa, Arthropoda, Insecta, Lepidoptera, Nymphalidae. The record is from the annotation of a GenBank genome assembly.